GCGCGCCAUGGCGUGGUUCAACCCCCUCACAUCGCCCUCGGCCCUCGAGCCGCCCAGCUACCCCAUAGAGUCUGGCACCAAGUACCUCCGCCUGACCAUUCUUGAUUCACAUGAUAAGGAGACUGCACGCGACUUGACGGUCGACGACCUCAUUCUGUCGCUCGCCGACGUGUAUGGCGACAAGAAUACCGAGGGCGGCUACCACAUUGGGCGCAAGUCUUCUCGCAACACCCCCCAGGCCUUUACUUCCAGAGUUCUCUCGCGCAGCCAUGCGCGCUUUGUCGUGGACGUCUACGGUCGCGUCUUCGUCCACGACCUCGAGAGCAUGCAUGGGACGUCUAUUCAGGCGGCGCCUGGCAGCUUGCCUAUCACUGUCCCCUCGGGUCGCGCUGUUCAAGUCCUGGACGGUGACGUGCUCAUCUUUGGCAAGCAGAUCUCCAUGAGGGGCCAGCACCACCAACCUCUUCGCCUCAAGACCACGUUCCGCUUCCCGGCCGCCGGCAAGCUCGAGAGCGAUCGCCAACGCCGUACCGAGGCCACGUUUGCGGCUGAGGAUGACAUCUACCUCGUCGACUCGCAUCUUAACCCUUCGCCUAACGCUCAGAACGGCCAGUCUACCCGUCGCUUCAGCUACGGUAUUCCCGAGUCGCUCCUUUACGAGUCUGACGCCGAUGAGGAUCUUCCGCGCGGCACGCCGACCGACGACAUGGGCGACCGAGCCAACGACGACAUUAUCGUCAUCGAGGACGACGAGGACGACAAUGUGCUCCCUGGCUCGUUCCAGUCUGUGGUUACUGUCGAGCCAGUGGUUGCUGUGGACGACAAUGACAUCACUGUGAACAUUGAGCGCGUCAACGAGGCGCCAGCUCGCCCAGUCACCAACCUCGUCUCGGCUCCUACCAUCGACCUCACCUCGUCGUUCAGCGAGGCCGGUGACGCCGACAACGACCGCGACCAAGGUGAGGACUAUGGCGAAGCCGGCGACUUCAUCGAGCCUGGCGCACACGUCUCAUAUGACCCCUACGAGGACGACCACUAUGACGACAAUGAACCCUCGGAUCACGACGAGGACGACCGUGUCUCGAACGCCUCGUCGGGUUACCGCCCCGAGGUGGUUUUGUCCCCACCUUACCGCCUCGACUCUCCUGGAGCCGACGACGAGGAGGACUCCGUCCAUGAGGAGGACCGUGAGGCCUCUCCAGACCCCUUCCGGCAGCCACUGGCCGACCUCCCCGACAUCGAGCUUGCAUUUGACCAAGUCGCCGAACAGGUGGUCGCUGAAGUGCAGGCCACCUUCGGCGACGCCCUUGACCGUCUCUUCAACGACUUUGGUGGUGACCGCGACAACAUCUCGGACGGCGAGUCGAACCAUGCCACUGCUGCCAGCGAGCGCCCGGCCGCCAGUCUCGCCGCCCCAGCCAGCCACCCUGGCUUCUACCACUCGGACGACGAUGCGGCUUCUGAAGGCCGCAACUUGGACGAUUACGACUCGAACGGCCACGAGGACGAGGAUGAUGAUGAGCACGAUGAUGACGAUGACUCUGACAAGGACUUGGGCUCCGAGUCCGAGGCUAAGGCGUCCGACGAUGAGGACGACAGUGAGAAUGAGUCGAUGUCUGAGGACGAGGAUGAACACAACGACGACGUUGUGAAGGAGAAGUCUGACAGGGAUGCUGUUGUGGCGACACCGGGCACCCAGGACAAGAGCGUCGGCGUCUCAUCCUACCACACUGCUGCAGCGCUGCCAUCGCCUCCUCUGUCGGCGGGCAAUGACAGCCCGGUCUACUCCACCAAUGUGCGUGAGCUCGAGGAGCUCGUCGCUACGCCAACGGCCACGCGCACGGCAGGACUUCUCACUCCACCGUCGACCCGCAAGCGGACAUUUGCCGCCAUGGAGGACGCAGAGGUCGAUGCGACUGGUGCCGCUCCCGACGACAAUGUCUCGGUUGCUCUCGAGACCCCUACCAAGACCGGCUCUGCCAAGGCCGAGGCUACUGCCGCCGUGCCCGAGGUCGAGCCGCCGGCUCGCCCGGCCAAACGCCAGCGCAGCCUCGCCGGCGACAUUGGCAUCCUCGUCCUAGGCGUUACCAUUGGCGCCGUGGGCACGAUCGCGGGCCUGCUCCAGCUCGCGGGCGAGUGA
Molecule: messenger RNA, 2140 nt
Organism: Vanrija pseudolonga
Lineage: Eukaryota; Fungi; Basidiomycota; Tremellomycetes; Trichosporonales; Trichosporonaceae
Exons: 4
Coding region: 8-2140 (710 amino acids)
Molecular function (GO): protein binding
Source: RefSeq, a predicted model, not a curated record